Messenger RNA from Colias croceus (clouded yellow), 2214 nucleotides. It is a transcript of the gene Mtp, whose product is annotated as microsomal triglyceride transfer protein large subunit. The transcript is spliced from 9 exons. Gene Ontology annotation, biological process: lipid transport; lipoprotein metabolic process. The record is from RefSeq and is a predicted model, not a curated record. Gene Ontology annotation, cellular component: Golgi apparatus; basolateral plasma membrane; endoplasmic reticulum. NCBI's taxonomy places the organism in Eukaryota, Metazoa, Arthropoda, Insecta, Lepidoptera, Pieridae. The annotation marks the transcript as partial.
UUUAGAAACGUCACUCAUUUCGUCAAAUCACUAAUGUCAGUUCUCAGCCGGCAAGCGGCGCAAGCGCAUAUCGCAUAUUCACUCGAUAUUUGUAUAAAUGGGUUAAUUAUAGAGUAAUCGAAAUUAUUCAUUACUUUUAAUUUUAAUUACGGUUAAUAAAUUAGUUUAAUGAUGAGGUCAGGAGUCUCACUGCUUUGUUUUCUAUAUGUGGUGUGCGUGUAUAGAUUUCACGUAAAGGGUUCAGUGACUCGCGAGGACUAUGGGGAAGUGAAGCUUUUCCAGAGUGCGGACACGUACGACGUGGAGACCACCGUGAUGCUCAACGAAGUGUCUCGCGCUGACAAGGAGGUGGCCUAUAAAAUAAAAGCGACCCUAUUAGUGGAACCGGUCUGGAAAGAUUCUCAAGACUCAGAAAUAUUGUUAAAGUUUGAGCUAAAGUCUCCCCAUCUGCUGUCCAGGGGCAAGCAUGUAAAUGCAGAUUUCUUGCCUCAUAAAUCUAUCUGGGACUCUUACCCGCUCUCUACUUUUUAUGCACUUUGGAAUAAGGGCAUCAUAGAAACACCUUAUUUGGACCUCAACGAGCUGACGGACAUUAUUAACUUUAAAAGAUCCCUUAUCAGUUUAUUUCAGUUUCAAGUACUCGAUGGAGAAAGAAAUGAAACAGACAUCUCCGGAACCUGCCAAGUGCUCUAUGAGAGUCUCUCCGCUCAUGUGAUCAGGAAGAUUAAGCGCGGGUGUGAGGACUGGGCCGGGGCCGGAGCGACUCGGCGCCUGACGCGCUACACGCUGGACGCGGCGGGGCUGCGCGAGCUGCACGCCGAGGAGGUGCACGCGGCGGGCGGGCUGAAGGCGCGCGCGUGGAGCCGCCUGCAGCGCGCGCGCUCGCGGCCCGCCGCGCCCGCCGCCGGGCCCGCCGCACGCCCCGCGCCGCCCGCGCCGCUCGUGCCCGCGCCGCUGCCGCCGCCGCCGCUCGACCCGCUGUGGCCCGCUGACGAUCCGUUGGAGGUGGAGAGCGCGAUGGCGGCGGGCUCGGCGCUGUGGGGCGCGGGCGCGGCGGGCGCGGGCGGGUCGGCGGCGGCCGCGCGCGCCGCGCUGCGCGUGCUGCCCGCGCUGUGCGCCGCGCCCGCGCCGCGCCUGGCGCGCCUGCUGCACGCGCAGCCCGACCCCGACGCGCUGCGCGCGCUAGUCGGCGCGCUGGGGACGUGCGGGUCGGCGGGCGCGCACGCCGCCGUGAGCGCGCUGCUGCAGCUGGCGCCGGGCGGCUCGCCCGCGGACGCGCCCGCCGUACCCGGCCUGGCGCAGGAGUACCUCGCCGCGCUCGCGCUCGCGCCGCACCCGGAGGAGAGCGUCGUCGAGGAGGUGGUGAAGCUGAGCGCGUGGCCGAGCGAGGAGGACGAGGCGGGCGAGGCGGGCGAGGCGGUGCGGCUGGCGCGCAGUGCGCUGCUGAGCGCGGCGGCCAGCGCGCGCCGCCUGCCGCCCGCCGCGCGCGCCGCCCGCCGCCUGCCGCCGCGCCUGCUCGACGCGCUGCGAGCCUGCGCGGAUGACUCGUGUCGGUUAGCGCACGUGAUGGCGCUCGGCAACCUGGCGAGCGAGGAGGCGCUGGAGGCGCUGCUGCAGCAGGCGGAGAGCGGCGCGGCGCGCGUGGCGGCGGCCGCGCUGGGCGCGCUCGAGCGCCUGCCGCCCGCCGCGCUGCGCCGGGCCGGGGCGCUGCGCCGCCUGGAGCGCGCCGCGCUGGCGGGCCGCCCGCUGGCCGCGCGCGCCGCCGCGCUCGACCUGCUGCUGCGGCUCAGCGCGCCCGCGCCCUUCGGCCUGCCGCGCUUCGUGUUCCUGCUGCACGAGCGCGGCCCGCCCGAGCUGCUGCGCGUGCUGUGGCAGCGCCUGCGCGCGCUGGCCGCCGCGCACGAGCCGGUGGCGCUGCUGGUGCGCAUGCUGCGGCGCGAGCUGGGCGGCUGGCCCGCCGCGCUGGCGCCGGGCACGUCGUCGGUGCUGACGCGGGCGGCGGGCGCGGUGCCGGCGGGCGCGGCGCGCGGCUGGCGGGCCGAGCUGGACUCCGUGCAGCUGGCCAGCGGCGGCGUGCUGCGGCGCGGCGUCGUGCGCCUGCUCACCGUGGCCCCGGACAACGCGACGGACGAAACGCUGACCGUGGAGCUGCAGGCCAGCGGGCUGGAGUCGAUCGCGGGCGGGGCGGGGGACGCGGGGGCGGGGGACGAGGGG